AUGUCGUACAACGGAAUUGGUCUAUCGACACCAAAAGGUACAGGUACUAAUGGAUACGUACAAAGAAACCUAUCCGAUCUUUAUCAGGGGAGGAAGGGCCAAAGUGAGGGUAAGCAUUUUCUGAAAAGAGAACAGAUUAGACAACAAAGAGAGAGAAAAAAGUCUCUUGAACGAAGCAGAACAGAACUGCAUGAUGAAGCUUUGAGCGAGCAUGAACGGAAGAGGGAGUUGGAAGUUAAGGUAAUGGAAUACAGAGAGAGGCUAGAGGACGAUACCAAAUUGGAGAACGACAAUAUUGAAGAACUGGUAAAAACAUAUAGAGAGACACUAAAAAAAGGGCAAGGUGAAGGUCAAGGUCGAAACAGGAGCAGGAGCAGAUCACCGCAAAGAGAACGCGAGAUUCGUGCAUACAAUCAGAAAGUCGACCCUUUUGAAAAGCCCGAGAACAAAACUCCAGACACUACAGCCCAGAUAUAG
Brettanomyces nanus is the source of this 477-nucleotide messenger RNA. RefSeq lists its product as uncharacterized. The record is from RefSeq and is a predicted model, not a curated record. The coding region runs from base 1 to 477 and encodes 158 amino acids. NCBI's taxonomy places the organism in Eukaryota, Fungi, Ascomycota, Pichiomycetes, Pichiales, Pichiaceae. The transcript has a single exon.